AACUGUAAGUUACAGACAAAAAGCUUUUUAAGAAUUAACAAUUGUUUCUUACAUAUUAACAUUGAUUUGAGUUCUACGACACUACAAGGACGCUGCUGCUAAUAUUUUGAAUGCAGGAUAUUUACUGUUUGUGGAGCAUUUUCACACUGAUAUUAAUUAAUAUUAAGAAAUUAAAAACAAAUUUUUAUUAAUUACCUCAAUUUCAAAGGCUGUAGAGACUGCGUCCACACCUGCGUGCUAUAUGGUAAAAUCAGCCAGUGUGAAUGUAGAUUAAUGUCGUAUAUUUACCAAGCCUCCUCUCAGAGAUGUGGCCUGUGAGCUAAAGUGUAAAAAAAUAAAUAACAUCAGACUAAGGCUUUGUGGUAAAUAAUCAUUUAGAAUUCCAAAGAGUGAGAACUUUUCCAUAUCUUUUACAGUAAUUAUCUCAUUAAAUACAACCUCUAACUGCCUCAUUAAAGCCUGAUGGAGCUGUUUCAUAUCCUGACGGGCACUACAGCCCCCACAAUGCACUCGGCGCGGCUCGUUUCCGGUCCUGCGCCGUUUCUGGAGCGGAUUGGAACCCGGAGUCAGGAUUCGAUAAAUGAAGGGUCUCCUGCAGAGAAGGUUGGCAUAAUGGCUGAGCAGACACCAGAUGAGUUCAUCUGGUGCGAGGACUGUGGCCAGUACCAUGACUCUGAGUGUCCUGAGCUUGGACCGCUGGUGACCGUCCAGGACUCCUUCGUCCUCAGCCGAGCUCGGUCCUCUCUACCAAACAGCCUGGAGAUCAGAGAGGUGGCUGACGGGGAGGAGGGGGUGUUUGUCCUGCGACGGCUGGUGAAGAGGACCCGCUUUGGGCCCUAUGAGGCUAAGAGGGUCGCUCACCUGGAGAGGGAAGGCACGUUUCCUCUGAAGAUCUUCCAGAGGGACGGUUUGGUGGUGUGUUUUGACUCCAGCAGUGAAGAAGACUGCAACUGGAUGAUGCUGGUACGACCUGCAACGGACCACAUGCACCAGAACCUGACGGCUUACCAGCAGGACGAUGACGUGUACUUCAACACCUCCCAGGACGUGCUCCCAGGCACAGAGCUGAGGGUCUGGUACGGAGCUUUCUACGCCAAGAAGAUGGAGAAGCCCAUGCUGAAGCCUCCACUUCAACCACCACCACCUCCAUCAGAUGUGACAUCUUCAUCUGAUAAAACAGACACCUCAGAGCAAACCGGAGCCCACAUGCCCUCAGUGGCUGAAGAAAACAACGCAGGCAACAUGCUGAGUCAACUCGAUGAGGUGAAGACAGUCAGCGUGCUUCCAGCCGACCCGCUCCUGCCCCACGAAGAGAGCCUGGUCGGCCCUGAGGAAGAGGAGGAGGAGGAGGAGGAGGGGGGCCCCCCUGCAGCUCAGCCGGGCCCCAAGAGAGGGCCAGGCCGAGGGAGGAGAUCCAAGGGACGCAGGCCUGGAGCCACAGCUACUACAAGCAAAAGCAAAGAUGUGAAGCCCCCGGUGGAGUCGUCAGAGCCGGUGGCCUCAGAGGCCACAGCAGAAGAAGAAGAGAGUGCUCCAGAGAGCGGGCCCGUCCUGAAGAGACACAAAUCCAGAGAGCACAAGAGGGUGUACCGCUGCUCUCUCUGCAACAAGGUCUUCCAGAACAGCAGCAAUCUCAACAGACACAUCCGAUCUCAUGGUGACAAGCUGUUCAAAUGUGACGAAUGCGACAAGUUGUUCAGUCGCAAGGAGAGUCUGAAGCAGCACAUCUCUUACAAGCACAGCAAGAACAUGCCUGACCAGGAGUACAAAUACAAAUGCAACACGUGUGAGAAAUCCUUCCGCCUGGAAAAUGCCUUAAAGUUCCACAACUGCCGCACAGACGACAAGACGUUCCAGUGUGACAUCUGCUCGCGCUUCUUCUCCACCAACAGUAACCUCUCCAAGCACAAGAAGAAGCACGGCGAGAAGCUCUACUCCUGCGAAAUCUGCAACAAGAUGUUCUAUCGCAAAGACGUGAUGCAGGAGCACCACAGGAGGCACGGUGUGGGACCAAAGCACAUGAAGCGAGAGGAGCUGGAGGCCAAUGGAGAAGAAGGGACCAAGUACAGGAAGGAGCCGUCACCCUGUCCCAUCUGUGGCAAGGUGUUCUCCUGCAGGAGUAACAUGAACAAGCACCUGUUGACUCACGGUGAUAAGAAGUACACCUGUGAGAUCUGCGGCCGCAAGUUCUUCCGCGUGGACGUCCUUCGGGAUCACAUCCACGUUCACUUCAAGGACAUAGCCUUAAUGGAUGAGCAGGAGAGAGAAGGCUUCAUCAAGAAAAUCGGCAUCUCGGCAGGAAACAGCGACGAAACAGACGACGAUGAAGAGGAAGAUGAUCCUGAGCACCACAAGUACAACUGCAAGAAAUGUCAACUGUCAUUUGCGAAGGGGAAAGAAUACCUGAAGCACAUCAUGGAGCAGCACAAGGAGAGAGGCUACGGCUGCGCCAUCUGCAACCGACGCUUCGCACUGAAGGCCACCUACAACGCUCACCUGGUUAUCCACAGAGAGCAGCUGCCCGACCCUGCAGUGCAGAAGUACAUCCAUCCGUGUGAAAUCUGUGGCCGAAUCUUCAACAGUAUCGGGAACCUGGAAAGACACAAGAUCAUCCACACUGGGGUGAAGAGCCACAGCUGUGACAAGUGUGGCAAAUCAUUUGCGAGGAAAGACAUGCUGAAGGAGCACCUCAGGGUUCACGACGACAUCCGAGACUUCCUGUGCGCAGAGUGCGGGAAAGGCAUGAAGACCAAACACGCUCUGAGGCACCACAUGAAGCUUCACAAGGGCAUCAAGGAGUACGAGUGUAAGGCAUGCAACCGCAAGUUUGCCCAAAAGGUCAACAUGCUGAAACACUACAAGAGACACACAGGUGUAAAGGACUUCAUGUGUGAGCUGUGUGGAAAGACGUUCAGUGAGAGGACGACUCUAGAGACGCACAAGCUCAUCCACACAGUGGGUAAGACGUGGACAUGUGUGACCUGUGAUAAGAAGUACCUGACGGAGUACAUGCUGCAGAAGCACGUCCACCUGACCCACGAGAAGGUGGAGGCCCAGUCGUGUCACCUCUGCGGGACCAAGGUGUCCACCCGCGCAUCCAUGAACCGACACCUGCGGCGCAAGCACCCUGAGGUGGUGUCUGUGAGAAUCGACGAGUUCGACGACCUUCAGGAAACUUCGACAAUCAAUGAUUCGUCUAUCAGCAUAGUGCAGCCCACUCUGACCCUUGAAAAAGACGGCGUGUCUCAGGAGAGGCCGAGCCGACCGUUCCGACACCCCAAGAAGAAGCAGAGAGUCCCGGCCGAGCCGGAGCUCUCCGAGUCCGACGAGUACGUAGAUUUCCCUGAGCCGAGGCACGAGCCCAUGGCGGAGUUCAACGCCGUCAUCGUCGGUGAUGAGACAGAGACGAGCUCUGCUGUGCAGAGUAUCCAACAGGUGGUGGUCCUCACCGACCCCAGCGCUCCAUCGGCCUCCUCCCCCAACAGCUCGGUGGGGCUGACCAACAUCACCGUCACGCCCAUCACCAGCCACGCCCCCGCCCAGUUCACCAGCCUGCAGCCUGUAGCUGUGGGUCACCUGACGGCCAGCGACCGGCCGCUCACGCUGGACAAUUCCAUCCUCACCGUCACUUUCGACACGGUCAGCGGCUCCGCCAUGCUCCACAACCGUCCUGCUGAGCUCGUCCCAGAGACGGUGGGUCCCGGCGGAGGCGCCACCCCUCAGUCGGUCGCCCACUUCAUCAACCUCACCACUCUGGUCAACCCCAUGGGCCACCAGCUGGAGGCCCCAACUCUGGCCUGGAGGCCCGUAUCGGCUGCUGAGGGAAGCCAGGUCACCCCCGUGGUGGAGGGUCCUCAGGGGGAGAGUCAGGAGGCCCAGAACCAGGGCCCGGAUCCGGGCCGACCCGGCCAGAGCCAGCAGCCCGGCCCACAGCAGCAGAGCAGCUCCGCACAGCAGAUGUUCAGCUACUGAGCAAGAGACUAGAGGUGCUGGUCACCUCACACUCACCGACAUCGUCACAUAGUAGAGUAGAUUUUAUGACUCAACUGUACGAGCUUGAUCACUGUCACCCAGAUGCCUCUCCAGCCCCAUGGAAGUGAAUGAAACUGAAAUGAUUUUUUCCUUUCUUUUACAUACUGAGAAAACAAAGUGGCUGUUAAUAAUUAACAUGAUAUUUUUAAAAAAAAAGAGAGAGAGAGAGAGAGAAAUGGUACAUUCAGCCAAAAUCAUUGACACUCUCCUGGAAGAUUUACAUUUCAAACCAAAGCAACAUGUCGAAUAUUCAAAUGCCUUACCAGCCUUUUAAAAACAUGCAUGUUUUCAAGAUGAAUCUGCUGCUCGAACAAUGAAAUAUGGAAACGUACCAACCUGAAAACAAGACACACUGUGCAGUCGACAAGUUAAAUGAAAACACUUCUACCAGGUUGUGUGAUAAGUGGUGGUUGGCAUAUUCCUAAAAGUGGCUCUCUCAUAAAUGUUAUUUUUGAAUGCUGUAGACUGUCAUUGUUGUUGAAGUGUCUGGAAAAAAUACUGGAAGCCUUUUUGUACUGUUAUUUUUAAACAAAAGACCUCUUUAAAAAAUGGUUCUUGUUUUUAUUUGUCUUCAUAUAAAUUCAGGCGUCAACAACAGUGAUAACUGCCCACAGGAGGGGGCAUCUCCUGAGCAGUGAGGUCUGCAGUGAGACGCCAUCUGAAUCAUGAGCCAACCUGCUUCUGUUUGUCUGUUUACAGCAAAAUGACCAUCUGCUUUUAAACUCCUCACAGAUCUCAGGCCAGCAACAUGUCGGUCCUCCAGUUAGUCAGGAGCUGAAACUGACAGCUUCUCUGCAGACGGCACA
Seriola aureovittata is the source of this 4838-nucleotide messenger RNA. It is a transcript of the gene prdm15, whose product is annotated as PR domain containing 15. Gene Ontology annotation, cellular component: cytoplasm; nucleus. NCBI's taxonomy places the organism in Eukaryota, Metazoa, Chordata, Actinopteri, Carangiformes, Carangidae. Gene Ontology annotation, biological process: regulation of transcription by RNA polymerase II; cell fate commitment. The transcript is spliced from 24 exons. The coding region runs from base 463 to 3972 and encodes 1169 amino acids. The record is from RefSeq and is a predicted model, not a curated record. Gene Ontology annotation, molecular function: histone deacetylase binding; RNA polymerase II cis-regulatory region sequence-specific DNA binding; DNA-binding transcription factor activity.